GUGCUGAUUUAAGACAUGUUUAUGUGUCUUAGCCAUGUGUAUGCCAUAGCUGACUCCACCUUCCGGCUAUCUCAGUCCUCAACACAAGACCAAUGCAUCAUUGUGAGUGGACAGAGUGGUUCUGGAAAGACUGAAGCUAUGAAGCAUAUAGUCCAUUACCUCAGCUCAAUGUGUCAGGACAGAAAUGACAACCUAAGACAGCCGAUGGAAGCCUUUCCCAUCUUGGAAAGCUUUGGGAAUGCCAAGACCAUUCUUAACAACAACUCCAGCCGAUUUGGCAAGUAUCUUCACAUUCACAUACUCCAUGGAGUUGUUGUAGGAACCUCACUGUCUAACUAUCUCUUGGAGAAGUCGAGGGUUGUCUUUCAGGCCAAUAAGGAGAGGAACUAUCAUGUGUUCUAUGAACUGCUGGAAGGUAUGAACGACUGGGACAAAGAGAAGCUGUACCUGCAGGGGGCUGAGACUUAUUACUACCUAAAUCAAGGUGGUGCCUGUGCUUUGAAAGGGAAACAGGAAAAACAAGACUUUCAACUUUUGCUUAAAUGUUUGGAGACUAUUGGCCUACAUGCAAAUCAAAUCUCCAACAUCUGGGCCAUCCUCUCCUCUAUUCUGCAUCUUGGUAACAUCUGUUUCAGCUCAUAUGAGAGUGAGUCAUUUGAGGUGGCUCGUAUCUUCAGUGAGGCAGAGGCCAGAAGGGUUGGGUCCUUGUUACAGAUUUCAUGUGAAACCCUUCAAACAGUAAUCACUCACAAAGUCACAGAAACCAGCUAUGAUCGCAUCUACUGCCCCCUGUCUGUGGAAAGUGCCAUAGAAUCAAGAAAUGCAAUUGCCAAAGCUUUGUAUUCAGUUUUGUUUGACUGGUUGUUGGAGAAAAUUAAUGACUGGCUAAGCCCAACAGAGAUGGACAGCACUGUUGGUGUUGUAGACAUUUACGGCUUUGAGGAUCUUGAAGUGAACAGCUUUGAGCAACUGUGUAUCAACUUUGCCAAUGAGCAGUUGCAGAAUUUUCUCAACAAAACUCUACUUUCUCAGGAACAGGAGGAGUACAAUAAAGAGCAGAUUCCUUGGCAUCCAGUUCAACUUGAGAACUUUCACUCCUGUCUGGAAUUGAUCUCCUCCAGACCAAAUGGCAUCCUCCGCAUAUUGGAUGAUCAAACAUGCAUCUCACAGGCUACUGACCACACCUUCCUUCAGAAAUGCCAUUACCACCAUGCAACCAACCCCUUCUAUACCAAACCAAAGAACCCAAUACCAGUCUUCACUAUUCAUCACUAUGCAGGACCUGUCACAUAUCAGGUCCAUAAUUUCCUCAAUAAGAAUCAAGACCAGUUCAGGACAGAAAUUGUGGAGCUUUUUGCAAGAAGCCGGAUAAAGAUGAUUUCUGAAUUGUUCCAGAAGCUUCAAGAUAGGUACAUCCAACAAAGGGAACUGGGUUGGAAGAUGAAGCAUCUUCGUCAGCCACCCCCAACUGCUGCUUCACACUUCCUGCAGUCCCUCACUGAACUCACCACCCGUAUGGAAAGAUGCAACACUACCAUCAUCCGUUGUCUGAAGCCAAAUUUUGUGAAGCAUCCUGGGAUCUUUGAUAUAGACUAUAUGUCUCUUCAGCUGAGACACUCAGGUGUACUGAAGACAAUUCACAUCCGAAAAGAAGGUUUUCCUAUCAGGAUUCAGUACUCAUGCUUCAUUCAGAGGUAUGCAUUUCUACUGACCCAACAGUCCAGCCACUUGUCAGAGACAGAGCUGUCAGUAAAGCUGCUAAACAUGGUUGAUGCUGAAGAGGGACAGUACCAGCUAGGACGCACCAAGGUGUUUCUUAAAGAAUUUCUAUACCAGAAGUUGGAGGACAAAUGGAACAGCACUCAGACAUGGGCAGCUGUCACCAUCCAGAGGAACAUCAGGGGCUUCCUCUGUAGAAAAAAUUUCAAGUUUUUCAAACAAAAAGCAAUUGUUCUCCAGAGUCACAUCCGAGGACAUCAGGCUAGGAAGUACUACAAACGUUUGAGGCAGUCCUUCACCCAGUUUUGGGCUGUGAUGCUAAUUACUAGGAACACAAUUAAGAGGCACCAUUGGAGAAAGGAAUUACACAAGAAGAACAAAGUUAAAACAGCUAAAAAGACAAAGCUCAUCUCGUCACAGAUGGAUGUAGGGAUGUUAGAGAUACCUGCUGAGCUGUCCGCCAGACUCCGCAGUGCAACAGGGGGCCACCAUGGAUCACAGAUUACAGAAGUUGCACCUCCACAGGUGAAGGCAAAACAUAAGCUGAGCCUUCCUCAGGACAUUGACAGAUACCCAUUCUCUCGCUUUGCCAAGUCCAUAUUAAAGGACACAUGGAGCCAGCCUCAGGGAUACCCACUCCAGAGACCUCUCAUGCCUUUGGAACCUGAAUAUUCCAGAGUAGCCUUGGAGAUCAACAAACUGAUCUUGCGAUUUUUAGCUGAAUCAGAUAUUACCAUCUGGCAGGAGCAGAUAUUAGGUAACUAUAUAGUGGAGAGAGGCCAAAAACAGCCGGCCUUGAGGGAUGAGAUCCUUGUUCAGUUAGUGUACUACACAUUGGACAAAAAGGAGGAACAGGACAGUCUGAGGGGAUGGCUCCUGCUGGCCUGCUGCCUGAGUGCUUUCACACCCUCACCAACACUGGACAAAGCGUUGCUCAAGUAUGUAUCUGACCAUGGUCCAGCAGAGUAUCGUUCACUAUGCCAACACAAGCUGCUGACCUCUCUGCAGCUCCCAGGCCCCACUGCCCGCAUUUAUCCACCCACACAACUGGAGUGGACAUCCAAUCAGAGGAAAGGAACAAUGCUUCUGGAAGUAAACACUUUCAAUGAUGAGAUAUUGACAACUGAAGUGGAGUCAUGGACCACAGGAGAGCAGCUGGCCUCUUGGCUUCUUUAUUACAGAGGGGUGACCGAGGCUGUGCAAGGUUGGUCAGUUUCUCUUGCUACAGAUGAAGGGUGGUCAGACCUUGCGGGCUCAGACUUUGUCAUGGACCUGCUGGCUGGAGCUGAAGCUGAAGCUGAAGUUCCCAUAGCACCAGGGACACCCUCCUCCAUGCAGUCUGACUACUUAUUUAGCAACCAAGGAGAGAGAAUUCCUUUUGCUGAUUUUGAUGAUUUCAUCCCACCAGCACCUUCCACUCAAGCUCCCAGACUGCCACCCUUUGACGGAAACCUUUGGGGAAGAGACUAUCCAGAAGAUCGGCGGAGCAGACAGAUGGAGACCUAUGUUGAUGACUUAUUUGAUUCUGUGCUAGACCAAGGACCUGCGGAAAUGGAUAGAGUAGCCAUGUUAAACCGCAGGAUGAGAGGAAAAGGGGGGAUUGGACCUAUGCAGCCUGGGAUGUUUGGAGGAGGGAUGCCUAUGACAAUGCCAACCUAUCCCAUGGUUGCACCAGUAAACCCUGCAAUUCCCAGUUAUGGUCCAGCUGCCAUGAUGCCAAAUAUGCCAGCUUUAAUGGUGCCUCAGGCUCCCACUGUGAGUGACCCCAUGCAGAUGGCAGCAACUCAGCAAGCUCUCAUCAACCAACAGGCCUUACUCAUGGCCCAGCAGAUGACCUUGCAGGCAAUGACUUUGUCUCAGCAGCAGGCUGAAGAACGGCAGAAGGAACAGAAAGCUAAGAAGGAGAAACAAAGAGAUGAGAAAGACAGACAGUUUAGACGCGAGUCAUCACGCCGCUCCAGAGAACGCCAGCACUCAUCUACCUCUCGAAGUCCCUCACCCCAACGGUCAAAGCUCAAAGCAUCUGCACAUAAACAAGCCUCCAAGCAAUCUGAAUCUGAGCCAGAAGAAAAUGUGGAGCUGGCAGAGCCAGAUGACCUACAAUCUUUUAGAGAAAAGAGGGAUUUCUUCCAAAAUAUUGGUGGUAAAUCAAAACGGGACAAAAGAAACUCAAAGCGACAAUCAGCUCCUCCUGAUCCACCCAAACAAAAUCAGCAGACACGUCCUUCACCAAGCCCCUCACCCCCACCUCCACCUCCACCACCAAAGCAUAACGGAAGGCGUCCUCCCAGACCUCCAAAUGAGGAACCAGACCCCCCUAAAGAACCUACCCCCAGUCCGGUCACAAAGCUCCAGCCUGAACCAACCUCCAACAUCAGGGAAAUCAUUAAACAGUUCAACAGUCGACCACAACCAGAACCCAAGCCAUUUGAGCCUGUCAGAUCUCCUGGUAGAACAUUUAUUAAGAAGAGUGACCCAAAAGAGGAAGCUCUGGCUAAACUCAGAAACAAAGCACCAGUGCCACAACCAAAAAAACAAUGGGCUUCUCCUCCCCCACCUCCUCCUCCAAGGUCGCCUAAUUCUCCCCCAUCCACCAGUGGUCGGAGGGUCAUUUCUAACAACAUGAGGCAGAAGCAGCGUCCUUUGGAGGAGCUUUUUGGCUCCCAGCGCUCACAGCAUCACCCCCCUCUUCCUCCUGACUCCCCGCCUCCUCCUCCAGAACAAGCACCUGUCCUUGUGAACAUCCCAGACCCUCCACCCAUGACUGCUCCAUCUCUCUAUGAUGAGGGAAAUCAAUCCCAGCUUUACCGCUUUUCUGCUGGGGUUUACUUCUCCCACUUCAACAUGCCAGGAAAAUUUUUCCUGCGAAAAGAAGUGUUUUAUCCAAGAGAACUCUUCAACAAGCCCUAUGUCCUUAACCUGUUGUGUGAACAGAUCAUGAGAGACACCUACUCUGACAGCUGUGUGAGAAUUGAUAGUGAAGAAAGAAGGAAAAUGAAAGACCUUCUUGCAAAUUUCAAUGUGGGAACAAACAUAAGCACCAUUCAGGAUGACAACAUGAAGAAGAGAAUCGUUAUUGCUGCUCGAGAUAACUGGAAGAACUAUUUUAGUCGACUCUACCCUGUGACGCCACAAAAUGGAGACGCUCAGGUUUUGGGUGUUUCUCAUCGAGGGAUUCGUCUAUUGAAGGUGGUGAAAGCAUCAGGCAUCAAUCCUAAGCAUCUCAAACUGCUCAAAAGUUACAGUUUUGCAGAGGUGCUGUCUGUUAACCUUGAGGAAGCAGACAGAGUAAAACUGGAGCUUAAAACGGAAAACUUAGUGCUGCAGUCAACCAGGGCUCCUCAGAUCACUGCCAUGAUUGAAGUUUUCCUCAAGGAACUCAUCAAGGACUCGGGCCACAUGGUUGCUCUAAAGAGUUUUGUGACGGAUGACAAGACGCUUCUGAGCUUCAGUAAGGGGGAUAUCAUCAAAUUGCAGAAAAUGGAAGGCCUUCAGACUGGUUGGGAGUUUGGGAGCACCGGUGGGCGUUCUGGUCUUUUUCCAAAGGACAUCACCCAGCCAUGCGCAGCCCCAGAUUAUCACUGGCUCCAUCUAGAUCGAAGAGAUGACAGGAGAAAAAGCAUGAGAAAUUCUAGUCGGGAGGCCAUGAAUCCAUCUUCAGUACAGGGCUUACAACACACACUUUCCCAAAGCUCACAAAAAGGAUCCAACCAUGAACUAGAUAACCUCUCUGCUAUGGCUGACUUUGCUACCAAGUAUUUUAGAAUGGAGACAACAGGAGUGCCAGUCACUGGAAGAAAUUUUUCAGAAGCAGUUCAGCACACAGUGGUCCCCAUCCAGGAGUCACUCAUUCUGUUCAAUGACUCUGAAAUCAAUGAUUUGGCUGUUGAGUGCUUCAUAACCCUGGUGCAGUUUAUGGGGGAGAUCACAACACAGAAGAACACUACUCAAGCAGAUUGCCUCACUCAUAUCUUGCUGUUAGGGAAGGAAAAGGAAAUUCUUAGAGAUGAAAUCUACUGCCAGGUCAUCAAACAAACAACCAACAACCCCACCAGAUCAAGCUGUACCUUUGGUUGGCGGCUGCUUAGCCUCAUUACUGGCUUCUUCCCUUGCUCUGCGAUUCUCCAUCCCUUUGUCAUGCAGCACCUGCAAGAGAUCUGUCAGGACAACGAACACCCAUACCAAGAGCUGGCAUUUGUGUGUCUGGAUAACCUCCAGCAUUCGAUCAAUUUUGGUGGUCGACGAAGCAUUCCCUCACAUGUUGAGAUGGAGGCCGUUCUAACUGGCAAAACUUCUCAACGCAUUCCUAUCCAGUUGCCAGGAGGAGUAGAGUUUCCUGUCAAGAUUCGCAGCUUCAGUGUGACAUUAGAUGUUGUGACAGAGUUGUGCGAAAACAUGGAAAUCGUAGAGUUUACAGAGGUCAAGGAGUUUUCCCUCAUCGCCACAAGAUUUCAAGAUGGGAUGGUGCGCCCUCUACAUCCUGAAGACUACUUGUUUGAUUUCUUACUGGAUGAUGGCUCCAUCUCCUUGUCAUUCAGGAGAGUCCUUUGGGAAACCCCCCUUUCCUUCAGGAAUGAGCUCUUUGUGGACUUUCACUAUCAGCAGCUUCUAGAGGAAUAUCUUCAUGGCAAGAUUUCUCAUUAUGCUGGUGGAACCUCAUCAGUUCAACAGAUUGCUGAAUUGGCAGCCCUGCAGCAUUUAGCUCAGGGUUUGAAGAGCCAGCUGUCACUGCCAGAGCUAAAGGAGUACUUGCCCUUACAAGACGGACUUGCCAGUAAAGCUGAAGAAAUCCAGUUGCUCUGCUAUGAUCAGUUAGCUGCCAUGCAGUCCCUCAGUCCUCAAAAUGCCAAAAUUCAGUUUAUUGAGUCUCUGAGGACCCUCCCUUUGUUUGGCUCUAAUACCUUCUUGGCAAAGAAGGUUAGCCAGCAUGGCUGUCCUUCCCCCUGCUUAAUCAGUGUGAACAAGGAAGGAGUUCGUUUCCUUCAUCCUAAAACUCAGGUCCUAGUGUUUCAGAUUGCCCUGGCACAACUCCAGGCUAUGCGCACAAUCCGCCUGAAGAAAGCAGGCAAAGUUCCAGGAGUGGAGAUUCAGUAUGGCAAUGCUGCUAAACCCCAAAAAAUCCUGAUUCAUCUCCAGCAGGCUAAAGAAUUGUGCCACAUCCUUGCUUUGACAAUGGAAAUGCUGAUUUAAUCAUCAGUCACCAGUUCAGAAUCAAAUUACCAGUACAUACCAUGUUCCGAUUGCUGACUUGCAUUAACAGCUGUUUUUCUUUUCAUUUUUUAGUAAAUUAUGUUUGAGUAAUUCAUUGUACAAUGUUUUCAGUGCUCAAGCAAGCUGAAAAGAAACAUGCAGCAUUACAGAUGAUGAAUUAAAAGCCAACAAAUAUAUGACACCAACAACAGAUAACACCAUGGAUUAUCUAAAGAGACAUAGCUGCAAAUUAUUGCUUGAAAUAAUCAAAGCCUGAUAUCAGUCGUGAAUUCCUAUUCUUUAACAGAUUGCUGCAAUAUUACAGCUGGUUAUUGAUGAUUUUAAGUUGUGUCUGCUGUCAUGUAGUGCUAGGAAAUUAUUUUCAAAUGUUAAAGAAUAUUAUCAUUGUCUAAUUGUUUUGGCAUUAAACUUCUUUGUUCCAUUUGGAAGGUGUUAUUAUACUACUAUGUCUUGAUUGUGACUGCAUAAAUACAUUUUAGAUUUAGAAUGACAAAUUUACAUUUAAUAAAAUUGUUUACCUAGAGCGGUACUUAGUUGUUUUAGCGUAUCUUGCUGUUAUGUAAAUACAAUGAAAUCCACUUAUGUUCAGCAUAAAGCAUAAUUUUAAAUAGUAAUUUGAACAUAAUUUGAACAUAAAACAGUUACAUAACACAAGCAUCAUCAGAAUUUCAUCUCAUAGAGUAUGGUGUGACGUUUUUAAUAAAAAUGCUUGAUUUCGUAAUCUAUUUAAAUUAAGUCAAUGCAAAAAGUUAAGUAUUUGAAAGUAGUGUGGAUUUUGGACUGUAAAGGGUCCUGAACUUAAUGUUCAGGACAUGCCCAGACAUUAGUCCAUUUUUGCUUAAGCGAACCUGCAAACUGAAGGGAAAGGUUUGAACAUUUGUACAAUUGAUUUCUGUGUUGAAAAAUAAAAUAUGCUCUGAUGACAUCA
Molecule: messenger RNA, 7858 nt
Organism: Xiphophorus hellerii (green swordtail)
Lineage: Eukaryota; Metazoa; Chordata; Actinopteri; Cyprinodontiformes; Poeciliidae
Gene: myo15b
Product: myosin XVB
Exons: 62
Coding region: 16-6909 (2297 amino acids)
Cellular component (GO): myosin complex; cytoskeleton
Molecular function (GO): ATP binding; cytoskeletal motor activity; protein binding
Source: RefSeq, a predicted model, not a curated record